AGUGGUCGCAUCGCGCAAAGUACGCGGCACCAGUCGGAAUAUUUAAUAUUUAUUCGCACGGCAGAGUAUAAAAGAUAUAUAUAUAAGCGGAAUCUGUGAGGAUAAUUGCAGGUUUGUUCCCUACCCCCCCCCCCCAACUCAUGAAUAUACACGCGCGCAUAAGAAAUCGAUCUUUAUUACCGCGCGUCAUAAAACGAUUAUCGGCGAAUCAAAUCGUAAAAUCUGUGUUUGAUCCGCGGUGUAUACAUUAGGUGGUCGAUGUUGACAGCGGGUGGCAGCGAUAUAUAACGUGAAAAAUAGCGCAAAAUGAAGCGUUCCAACUCUUCGUUGUACACACCGAGAGAGCGCAUGACGUGUGACUUGUAGAUUUCGUUAAUAAAAAUAAAUAAAAGUCCAAGUCAAACUUAACGGUGAGGAGGAUUCGUGAGGGCGAGCAAAGCAUCUUCCUGUCCGCCCGCUCUAUAACCUCACCGCAGCGCUAAGCUAUCACGCCGUCGCAUUCAAGAUCGACGUCAAGUAACGAAGAGAGAGAGAGAGGCAAGGCGGGAGAUACGAAGUUUGUGGCAGCAGGUGGCGGUGGUGGUGGUUGCAAUGGUUCUCAACUCGAUCCACUGGUUCCGCAAAGGGCUUCGUCUUCACGACAACCCGGCGCUGCGCGAGGCUCUGCAGGGCGCCGACACGGUCCGCUGCGUCUACAUCCUCGACCCCUGGUUCGCGGGCGCCUCCAACGUGGGCAUCAACCGGUGGAGAUUCUUGCUUCAAAGUCUGGAAGACCUGGAUGCCAGCCUUCACAAGCUCAACUCACGUCUGUUUGUGAUUCGCGGGCAGCCUGCAGAUGUCUUCCCACGCCUCUUCAAGGAGUGGAGCAUCAGCCGGCUCACGUUUGAAUACGACUCCGAGCCAUUCGGGAAGGAGCGUGAUGCGGCGAUCAAGAAAUUGGCAUCAGAGGCAGGUGUGGAGGUGCUGGUGCGCAUCUCCCACACUCUCUACAACCUUGACAGAAUAAUCGAGUUGAACGAAGGGCAGGCACCACUCACAUACAAGCGCUUCCAGGCGCUGGUGAGCCGCAUGGAGCCGCCCGAGAGGCCCGUGGGAACCAUCACGAGCGAGGUGAUGGGCCCCUGCCGCACGCCGCUCUGGGAGGACCACGACGAACGCUACGGGGUACCUUCCCUCGAGGAGCUCGGUUUUGACACUGAUGGCCUAACGACUGCCGUCUGGCAGGGAGGCGAGUCCGAGGCCCUGACCCGCUUGGACAGACACCUCGAGAGGAAGGCAUGGGUGGCAAACUUUGAGCGCCCAAGGAUGAACGCCAAUUCGCUGUUGGCGAGCCCCACGGGACUCAGCCCAUACCUGCGAUUUGGCUGCCUUUCCUGCCGACUUUUUCACUACAAGCUCACAGAGCUCUACAAGAAGGUGAAGAAGAACAGCUCUCCACCGCUUUCACUGUACGGCCAGCUCCUGUGGAGGGAAUUCUUCUACACAGCCGCCACCAACAACCCCAAGUUCGACCGCAUGGAAGGGAACCCCAUCUGUGUCCAGAUCCCCUGGGACCGCAACCCUGAGGCCCUUGCCAAGUGGGCGGAGGGCCGCACAGGCUACCCCUGGAUAGAUGCCAUCAUGACACAGUUACGGCAGGAGGGCUGGAUCCAUCACCUGGCACGGCACGCAGUCGCCUGCUUCCUGACGCGCGGGGACCUCUGGGUAUCUUGGGAGGAGGGCAUGAAGGUAUUUGAGGAACUGCUGCUGGAUGCCGACUGGAGCGUGAAUGCAGGCAGUUGGAUGUGGCUGUCCUGCUCCUCCUUCUUUCAGCAAUUCUUCCACUGCUACUGCCCAGUGGGAUUUGGCCGACGCACCGAUCCAAACGGGGACUACAUACGCCGCUACAUUCCGCUGCUGCGAGCCUUCCCGGCCAAGUAUAUCUACGACCCGUGGAACGCUCCAGAGAGCGUACAGAAGACGGCACGCUGCAUAAUCGGCGUGGACUACCCCAAGCCCAUGGCCAACCACGCCGAGGCCAGUCGCCUCAACAUCGAGCGCAUGAAGCAGAUCUACCAGCACCUGUCACGCUACCGCGGCCUCUGUCUGCUGGCGUCUGUGCCCUCCAACGGCAAUGGUGGGAUGUCCUGCUAUGGCCAGGGUGAUGGCCACCCCAGACCCAGCAGCACUGCAGGAUUUGGCACAUCGGAUGGAAGUGCAGGUGGGAACGGUGGAGAUGAUGGAGCCACUUGCUCCUACCAAAAGGACCAACAGCCGUGCGCAAGUGGCUCACUGCGACAGCAACCGAGAGAAAUGGCGGCGCCAGCUGUUGUAGGCAGCCCGGGUGCGAUGGACCCCCUGGGGGUGCUGAAACGGGACCGUCUGUGCCGCAUGGAGCCCGGCGAAGACCCUCCUCGCAAGAAAAUCCCAAAGCACCGUUCGAGCGAGAGCAUGGCGGGUAACUGAACAUCAACUGUUUGACGCUUAUAGAAAUGUAACAGAAAGCUUAUCGUGGGAUGCAAAAGAAUUCCACAGAAGAUAAACCCUCCAAUCAUCAGUUAACAUUGAAGCUCAAGUGAACAUGAGUUGAAGUGUAUAAAAGCGCAUCUGGAUUUCUUACGACACUACCAACAGUGUCACUUUACAGAGGAAGCUUGCAGGUCAAAGCGACUCGUCACGUGUCAACGUGUCUAAGGAGGUGUUGAAAUUUUGUAACCCGUAUGUUAAAUGAUCAGCACAAAAAAACAACUACCAUCCGUGCAAGCUGGUGUUUGUGAACCUAUAAGCACCGAAAAAGAGAGAAAAAAAAGAAAAACAAUCUGGAGAUACAGAAUCCACGAGGCACAGUUCAGAAACUGUUUGUCUUGAACUGGGACUACAAUCACUGGAAACUUUGAACAACUUUCAAAAAGCCUUCAGCAUCGUGUAUCUGCUAACAGUAUUCUUUUUGUAAAACUCUGAAAAUAUGAACCCUGUAUAUAACCUUUUCAGUCGAACACCUUACAGAGCAUAUGACAUGUAACUCGUGAGUUUUUUUUGCACAACCCCCAGGUAUCUGCGCUGUUAAGUGGUUGCUUUUGCAUAGCCAUAACAAUGUGUUUCGUCUUGCCCAGCUUGGCAACUAUUCAAUACUUCACUAACUGUGGCCCCUGUAUGCUGUAAGUCAGGCAAGGGCCUCCUGACGAUAUCUCACCAUAUUGACGCGAGUGAACGUUAUCUUCAUGUAUACUGUGUCAACAACAA
Molecule: messenger RNA, 3222 nt
Organism: Lethenteron reissneri (Far Eastern brook lamprey)
Lineage: Eukaryota; Metazoa; Chordata; Hyperoartia; Petromyzontiformes; Petromyzontidae
Product: cryptochrome-1-like
Biological process (GO): circadian regulation of gene expression; entrainment of circadian clock by photoperiod; negative regulation of DNA-templated transcription
Cellular component (GO): cytoplasm; nucleus
Molecular function (GO): DNA binding; FAD binding
Source: RefSeq, a predicted model, not a curated record